Molecule: messenger RNA, 3776 nt
Organism: Suillus bovinus
Lineage: Eukaryota; Fungi; Basidiomycota; Agaricomycetes; Boletales; Suillaceae
Exons: 6
Coding region: 193-3315 (1040 amino acids)
Source: RefSeq, a predicted model, not a curated record
CGAAUCACAAGCAAGACGCCAUAGAAUUUAAAUCCGGAGUAGAGCAAGUGUAGAGCGUGGGAAGUAAAGCAAGGCUGCCUCUUUGGAGGGGGAACGAAUAUCGUCUAUGAUAGGUCUACCAUUUCCCCUUGAUUUCCCAGCUCGAUGACUUUGAUCUGAGCAUUCCCAAACCCUCCAUAUUAUCCUUCAGAAAUGCCGGUGGAAGCCACUCACCUGACGAAUCCAUUUUCCUUUGACGAUGACGACGAAGAAGGAUGGCAGGAAAUGCCAGUCAUCAAAGAGGAUGACUUUGGAGGCGGUCUUGACGAAGAAGAUCAGAAGAAAUAUCACUACAUGCCCUCAUCAAAGAAACCGUUGCAAACUACAUCGACAGCUGGCAACGCAACUGGCAAUCUCAUCGAUUUCGACGAGGAGGGUGUCGAAUGGCGCUCCAAGACAGAACAGAAUGAGAAUGAGUAUACUAGACUACGGGUCAGCGAAGAAGAUGAGGCGGAUGAAGUUCACCUGCGUACACGAUACCUAUUUGACGAGGACAAGGCCAUGACCCCGCUCAGCCAGAUGCAAGCGACCAAGAAUAUGCUGACCGAAGCACAACGCAUUGCCUACGUUGGUGUCUGUGCCCUCGCGGCGAAAGAAAUGGUGCAGAAGCUCAAGACUACUAAGAGAAAGGAGCUCAAAGCAUCUUUCCAACAUAUGGAGCUAUGGGCGAUGAAGAUCAUGGGCCGGCUCUAUUAUCACAUGGAGCUUGAAACUGCAGAGCAGAAGAUGAUAGACAGCCUAGCUGCGCAUGGUGUGCAAGCGAUAGAUCUUGUACCAUCGUUAAUGACAACCCAUACCGUUGCCAACCCCGAAUACGACCCUGUUGAAGCACGGCGGCAGGCUGAAGCUCGAGAGUUGAAGAAAGAUACGACAAGCAGGCGGAACUCCAAAGACGAUAAACUUCGACCUUCCAGUCUGGUGUCGGGCGGUCGUAGUCCUCCUCAGACGCCAACAUCACCCUCGGCCACUCAGAUGAGCUUUCAAACUACGGCCAAAGUUCUUGAGGCUACUGCCGUUGAUUCUGCAUCGAUGGGAGUUACCACGACGCUUUCAUCCGCUGAAAAAGACGUUACACUUGAUAUUCGGUGGACCGUUUUGUGCGACCUGUUCCUUAUACUCAUUGCGGACAGUGUCUACGACGCAAGAUCACGUGUAUUACUGGAGAGUGUGGCUCUUAAGCUCGGACUUGGCUGGUUGGAUGUGGUAAAGUUCGAGGCGCGCGUGACAGAGGCACUUGAGAUUCAAGAAGGUGUCGAGAAGAUGGAGAAUCAGGAGAUUAUUGAGGGAUCGUCGAAUGCCGCGCGGAAGAAGCGAUAUAUGAUGUUGGGUCUGGCCACACUUGGUGGUGGUCUGGUUAUCGGACUUUCUGCUGGACUUCUCGCGCCUGUCAUUGGUGCUGGCCUAGGUGCAGCAUUUACCGCUGUCGGCAUAUCUGGGACAACAGGAUUUCUUGCCGGGGCCGGUGGUGCUGCUGUGAUCACGACUGGAGGUGUUCUGACUGGCUCUGGGAUCGCUGCUAACGGAAUGGCCCGACGUACGCAACAAGUACGAAUAUUUGAUCUGCUACCGCUACACAACAACAAACGUGUCAGCUGCAUCCUGACCGUUCCUGGGUUCAUGAAUGGCAAGCUUGAUGACGUCCGCCUGCCUUUCAGUGUUUUGGAUCCCAUCGUGGGCGAUGUAUUUAGUGUACUUUGGGAGCCUGAGAUGAUUCAAGAAACUGGUAGUGCGCUCAAGAUUCUUACCGGAGAGAUUCUGUCACAAACAGUUCAAACUGUACUCCAACAUACGGUGAUGACUGCGCUGAUGAGCGGACUUCAAUGGCCAAUCAUUCUCACAAAGCUUGGUUACCUAAUUGAUAAUCCUUGGAAUAAUGCGCUCGACCGUGCCCGGGCAGCUGGCAGUGUUCUUGCACAACUCCUUAUUCAACGUCAUCUUGGCGUUCGGCCUAUCACACUCAUCGGGUUCUCUCUUGGCGCACGUGUCAUUUUCUACGCCCUCCUCGACCUUGCCAAGGCAAAAGCUUUUGGUAUCGUACAAGACGUUUUCCUCCUCGGAGCCACGUUAACAGCAUCAACAAGCACAUGGUGCAAUGCCCGCAGCGUCGUUUCAGGGCGCUUUGUUAAUGCAUUUGCCAGACAUGACUGGGUCCUUAACUACCUCUUUCGUGCAACCAGUGGUGGUUUAAAUACGGUUGCAGGCUUGCGGCCAAUCGAGAAUGUGCCAGGUUUAGAGAACGUCGAUGUUACGGAUAAGAUUUCGGGGCAUAUGAGCUAUCGCGCAUUCAUGCCGCUCAUAUUAGACCAGCUUGGCUUCCCUGUUUCGUGUGAUUACUUCGAUGAACCCGUCGAACCCGAAUUCAACGAGGAAAGAGUUGUUGUAAGAGAAGGGGACCAUACACAGAAAAAGAAGUGGUUUUCUAGAAAGAAGCCCUCAGCGUCACCAAUACCAGUAUCGAGGCCACCCUCGACAACUUCUUUUGCUUCUUCUAGACGGAAACCCUUUUCACUAGGGAAACCGACUGAUGAUGACACUGAACCACCUCGGGAGUUCACGGGGACUCCCCCACCUCAGAAUUCAACACAGCCUCCCGGCGGCCAAUCACCCAAUUCUUCUAUUGAUAUCCCUGUUCAUGCAGGAUUCGAUCUAAAGGCCAUCAAAGAUAUGAUAGGACAAUCGGAGAAGAUUCCCGAGGAAAUGCAGGUUCCUCAGCCUUACCAAAUUCACCCAUCUCUAGACGUAUCAGAAUCUCCACCCGCAUACACAAUUGCACCCACACACGUCGCCAACCCUACGGGUUUAUCCGUGGCUGAUGUUUACUCGAGCGCUGACUUCAGCGUUACGUUGGCCACGUCACUCCAUCAUGUGCCUGAUUCUGGUGAUGACGUCGAUGGUGGUCAGGGCAUGUCCUCAAUUGCAGAUAGCCUUGGCUCGCUAGAUCACCCGAGCCACCCUUCUUCAGCCACCUCUCCCCAUACCUCUAUUCCUCAAAUAUCCUUUGGUAGAAAUGAGACAUCGAUAUGGUCUCCUCCGUUACCAGAGACAAAUUCUUCAUUUGGAGAUCCCUUUACGGCUAGCACAGUCUCGUUUGAAAACUGCAGUAGACCGACGAAUGACCUACAUAGGAACUCUCCAGCGGCAGGUCCUUCAGCAUCACUUUCAUUCGGUGGAACAGACGGGACGAUAACUUUGCAGGGUAUAGGGCGAGAUCCAUGGAGUAUUCCUGUUGACCCGAAGAAAACUCCUAAUUAUCUGGCCAAUCCUUGGUCAACUUGAGAGUGUUGGAGCAGGGUGUGGUCAUUGUCAGACACAUGCAUGCUCAUUGACAUGCAUCUACCGAACUUUAUGCACAUACUCUGACAUAGUGGCAUCAUCUGGAUCUUCUCAAGGUUUGCACAUAUGUAGAAACGACAGUACACUUCACUUUUCCUGAAUUAGCUAACUAGUCCAUCAUACCAAGCACAUUCGUACCGGCUUUCCGACUUUUCGGUUGAUCAGGUUGAUAAGUUCAGGCUGAAUGCACAGGAUGGUACUAUCUCAAUAGCCUGCAGUUAGAGACCAUCGUACCAAGUCGCUUGGCUGCCGGCCCGGGGAUGCUCGCUAGGGGAUCGAGAUCAACGAACCGCUACCAUGAGAAAUCGUCAAAAUAAGUUAGUCUGAGUAGACAGUACUUAUGAGAUUCCUCGGCGUUUCUCAAGAUGAGCCUUUUCCGCUAUUUGAACCUCCUGCACAGCGCC